GCUUCCACCAUUCCAGUCAAAUAGGAGUUGUUUACAAACUUAAUGCCAUCUAUGCGUUUAGUUUAGGGCAUGGGUUAUUUUUUCUGAUUGAGUUCAGGUAUACGGAUUUUUGUGAGUGUCAAUAUAUGUAUUAUUUUUGGAAGAAAUUGACAUAAAUUAAGGAAACAAGUCAUAAAUUACUGAGAUAAUAAGUCUUUGAAUUUGGAGCAAUUUCUGGCAAUCCUCCGAAGUCCGGUCCCAAAUUAUUUUCAGUGAUUACUCCUUACUUAUAAGUCUUGGGCAUCAUUCUGUUUUGAAAUUCAUGUUUGUGUUAGUGGGCGAUGUUGGAUGGAGGCUGUCGGCCGUCGAGAUGCACAAACACUCGAGCGCAUUAUCACUACUAAUCAUGUGUUACCAGGGACAACUAUCGUCACGGACGCUUGGCGAAGAUAUCAAAAUGUCGGUCAGCUCAACAACGGGAUUUAUGCUCACGCUGUCAUUGUGCAGGCGCGUGAAUUUGUUGAUCCAGUAGACCAGGACAUUCACACAUAAAUUAUUGAAGGACUUUGGAUGCAAGCGAAACGCAAACUCCGCUAUCAGAGUGGUACUAGUCGCGGUCUGUUUGCCAGCUACUUGGAGCCUUCAGUGGCGCAAAGUCACAAGCAGAACGUUUCGGCUGCUAUUUGCAAAUGCUAUGCGCCAAUGACAACAUUUAGUAUUUACUGACUGGUUUUUAAAGUGACAGUUAUUUGCAAACGCUAUGACUGACAUUUCUGCUGUUUUAUAACAAUAGACACUGUGCAUUGCAAUUUUUUUCAUACGAAAUAAUUUGGGACCGGACUUCGGAGGAUCCCCCAAUUUCUGAUUAUGCCCCAAAAAAAUGAAAGUACCGUAGUAAAUUAGUAAUAUAUAUAAUUCAGUAAUAGUGUUCUGUUUAGCUUGCACUUGGCCUAGAAGGACUGUUUGUAAUAUUAUUCCCUAGUAAGCCUAGAAGGACUGUUUGUAUUUUGUUAUUAAGUGCGACUUAAAGUUCCUUAUUUUUAUCAAUUUUUAAGUUUAAGCCUAGACUCCAUUUAGAAUAAAUUUUAGUUUUUAGCCUUACUUGGUAAAUUUACGCAAUCCUUGCUAUGACGUUUCUCACGGCCACCAUCUUGGAUGCCAUGACCCAUGACACUUGUCUGCUAAAAAAAUGUGGAGGGAACAGGAGUGUCAGGAGACAAUGUGCUGGUUUAGCUAUUUACAGAGGGAAACGAAAAUAGGAACAAAACAUUAAAAUAUUUUAUUAAAUUUAAAUAAUUUCAGCUGGUAGGUACAUAAAUUUCAUGGCAAGUGAAGCUACUUUAUUGUAUCCCUCUAGAUAUGCGGCAAGAAGUGUUAACGACAUACGGUUGCCCCCUUUCCCUCAUGUAAUUUCAGCGGGUACUUGCUCCUUUUCCUGCGGCUACAGUUACACACCGUGGUCGUGGUAAGAAAACUAAAAAUGAAGAAAAACAAUACAAAAUUAUUUUUAAAUUUAUAAAAACCCAUCUUACAGUUUCACAGAAUACACUUUUUCACACUUUAUUUCACAUUCCACCAAAAAGAAAAUCCAAAAGUUGUCAGAAAAUCAACACAAUAAAAUAUUAGACCCAUUUUCCAAAUGCUGGAAAAUUUAAAUAUUAUAAUUAACCAACCAAUGAAAUUUUAAUUUAAAAUAUUCCGUCAUCAUAUUUAAGAAAAUUUAACUGUAGUAACAAUUCAAGAAUGAACAAAAGCGAGAGAAUCCUACUCAGGCACACGUCAUGGCGCAGAUUGCAGAACUUGACCUUUUAUUUUAGGAUUAGUUCUAAUCUAAAUCUAAGUUUUUGAUUAAGUAUACCAACUAUCACUUAUGUCUUUUUACAGUCUGUUAUGCAUUCAAAUUAUUAUUUAAUCAGCCUAUAUAAUAUUUUUCAGUUACUUUCCUAACUGAAACCAAGACUUUCACUAAAGAUCAUGGGUAAAGAAAAGCCAGGAUUUCUUACUCCCAAAGCAAUAGCAAACAGAAUCAAAGCUAAAGGGCUUCAAAAAUUGCGAUGGUACUGCCAGAUGUGUCAGAAACAAUGCAGAGAUGAGGUGAAUAGUACCAACAUUUUGAACUUCAAUAAACUUUGUUGUUUAAAAAAAUUAAGCUUUGUUCUAUCCAAAAUAAGUCACUCAAUCUUUUGUGUUUAUUACAAAAUGUAAUUUAAUUCAAUUCCAAUUGCAGAAUGGAUUCAAGUGCCAUCUCACAUCAGAGUCUCAUCAAAGGCAACUUCUUUUGUUUGCAGAGAAUCCUGAUAAACAUAUUGAUGGAUUUUCACAGUAAGUUUUUGUUUGACUUUGAAGUACAUUGUAUUGUAACAAAAAUAUACAGUGCUCGUUAGAGGAACAAUACGAAACAAAGGACUGAAAACCAAAGAAAAACGUUACUAAAGCUAGUGAAAUUAACAAUAAUCAAUUUAAUCAUACUAUUAUGUUGAUAUAAAAAAAAAUCAAACUAUACAGGAAUAAAAAUUUUAUUAACUUACAGCAGAAAAAUACUAGAACAAUACUAGAAAGGCUCAAAUAUUAUUACACACAGAGUGUAAAAACAAAAAUUUAAGUUUUGUAGGGUCUCAUAAGUCUGCCUGUCAGUCAACCAUUGUAUCUAGUGAAGAAGUAUGAACCCUCCAGAACAGUAAGUCUAGAACUUCAAUUGCCAGAGGGUUUUUCCCCCCACUAUGUAGACCCUUCUGGAAACGUAAACAAACUUUCCUAAUCAAGGGCAUUAGAGGAAAGGAGUGGCAGCACAUGUCACCAAGUAAAUUGGUGGUGUCAGUAACAAAAACAAAGGUUUGCAUGUCACGGCUUGACACAAUGCAAGGUGAACAAAGACUAGUUCCACACAACAUUCACUUAGCAUUAUAACUAAGUAAUUUUUAUAAAUGUUUUAGUAGGAAUUUUAUUAUUUGUUUAGUAUACUAGUGACACAAGGGUUUUAUAAAAAAUAUUUUUCAUCAUACAUCUAUGACCAAAAGGAACACUUAUAAAUAUUUUAGUGCACAAUUGUUUAUAUUUAAUCAAUACGUGUUACAGUUACACACUUUAAUCACAGGGAAUUUGAGGAUGAAUACCUUGAGUUGUUGCGCCGCAGAUUUGGCACCAAACGAGUAAAUGCCAACAUUGUUUACCAGGAAUACAUUGCCUUCAGGGAGCAUGUACACAUGAAUUCAACACAGUGGGAGACACUUACCGACUUUGUUAAAUAUUUAGGAAAAGAAGGUGAUUUUUUUUUUAUAUCCUUGAACACUAUAAAUUGUUUAUAUUACAAAAAUAAAAUUUAUUAAAAUCAAUAAAUGUUAGUUUGCUCUUAUCAUAGAAUAUCUUCUGCUGGUAUCUACUCAACUGUUUCUAAAUUUAAAGAUUAUGAAAUGUUCUUUGCUCUAGACGCAUUUGGUUGCUAGCGUUAUUUGAAAAACAAAUUGGGAACAAUAACUCAAUGAUUCUCAAAUGCUGUAAAUGUAAUCUAGAUUUUGUUUUAUGGUGAUAUCUGUGUACCAGUAUGAUAUAAUAGUCAUGCAUUUGUCUUAGAUUUUACUCUAUACAAAAUUCUUUUCAAACUUCUGUCAGUAAUAUUUAAAAGAAUAAAUUUAUAAAAUAGCUUUGAAAUAGUGUUAGGUGCAGGAGAUCGUUGCACCUAAAUAUCCAAAGCUAAUAAUUAACCUUUUUGCAAUAUAUAAGAAUAGUUUAAGCAGCUCCCAUCUGUGGUUAGCUCAAAUAAUACAUACAUGUAGUUGUUACGCACUGGCUUCUCUUGUGAGAAAUUAAUUUUUUGUUUUAAGUUAUGGCUCGUUCAAACAGUGCCUAACAGAGGAUGAUACCAUAGAGAAAUACCAUAACAAAAUUACGACUCCCAAAACAGUUCAAAUUACAAUUAUUAAAAAAUUUAAUUUAGUAAUAAUACGAUUGCAAAACAAAAGAAAUAUAAUUGCAAAUCAUCAACUUACAAAGUAUCGGAAAAUCUUGUACCGGUACACAAUUAGUACAAUGUGCCAAUUAAUAAUGAUGAAUGCGAAUAAACACAUAUGAGCACACAAAGAAUAAUACAGUUGUCUCAUAAAGUUAAUAAUAUCUAUCUCCGUCUAUCUCAAUCUCUGCCUGAAUCUGUUUCCCUCUCUCCGAAACCCUUUAUUUAUAUUGUGGGUCUACCGACGCGUCCAGAAACGCCUUUACUUUUCUAAUACAUUAGCGAACAUUCAACAAAACACCACUGAGAACAAACUAAUUAUUUUUAAUUGCUGUCGGCAAUAAAAACGACAUAUCAAAAGACUAAGCCACGCCCAUCUAUGAAAUUAGUGUCUCAUGUGGGGUCAACCAGAGUGCACGCACGAGGAAAGUGUUGUAAACAUGCUCUACAUAACAUAGUUAUUUUAAAAAAUGUAAUAUUUUGUUUUUUUAAAUGAUUUAACUGUUGUUUUUAGGAAAAUGUAUAGUGGACUACACAGAGAAAGGCUGGUUCAUAACCUACAUAGACAGGGACCCAGAAACCAUACGUAGACAAGAGGCAGUUAAAGCAAAGGAAAAAAUGGAUGCAGAUGAUGAUGAGAAAAUCUCAAAAUUUAUUGAGAAGCAGAUAGAAAGGGCUAAAGAGAGUGCUACUCCUAAAGAAGAGGUGCAAUUCACUGACCUCAAAAGGGAAGAUGAAGGAGAAAAAAUUGCUUUUAAUCUUGGAGCGGCAAAGAAGUUGGAUCCUGUUAUAAAAAAACCUGAGUGAGUUGUAAAAAAAUUCCAAGCCAACAAAUAAAUCAAUAGAAAAUUACAUUGUGAAGACUUACCUUUUAGGGUGCACAAUUAAUUAAUUUCCUGUUUUUUGUUAUAGCAAAGGGUAUAAUUUAGGUUUAAAAAUUAUGUAUUUUUAAUUCAGAAAAUGAAAAUAGUAAAGAUUGCAGAUUUGUAAAUGUGAUGAAGAUUAUAAAAUUAAAUAUGUUCUUCAUAGUUUUAAAGUAUACAAUUUAAUCAUACACAUUGGUACCCUGCACCCAAGGCAAUUAAGGUCAGUUAUUCUAACAUUUAAUAAAACAUUUCUUUUUUGCUUUUGUUAUCUAGUAUAACUGCAAGCACAUCAACUAAUCCUCUUGUGGCAACAGAGAAAAAGUUAGAAAAGACAAAACAUUCUUCUACCAGUAAACCAGAAAAGAGAAAAGCAAAGACUGCCUUAGAUGAAAUUAUGGAGGUAAGAGUCUAUUGUGCAAUGUUUGAGAAAUUAAAGAAAAACAACUUAGCUCUCGGUGGUAUUUCCUCUCACUAGCUCGUGACCUUUGCAACAUAAAUUAACACUCUAAGCUAUCUUAGCACCUCACACAGGAAAGACCUUUAUUUUUUUUUGCACCAAUAAAAACAUACAUUAAACAUCUAUGACUGACCUAGCUGCAGCGCAAAAUCAUGAUUUUAAAAAAUUUGUUAAGCUCAUAUAAGGAAAAACAGGAACCUGGAUCUCCGGAUACAAUCAUUUCCCACUCCCCGAAAUGCAUUUCUUCCACCCUACACAAUAUCGGGAACAUCUCUCAAUAAACAUUUCACAAAUACUUCAUAAUUACUGACAUCUCACCACUUAUGACACACCAUCUAUUACUACAAUAAGGAUAUUGCUUUCAAAGAGUUAACAUCCAUUUUUCCUAAGAAGUUUGAUUAUUGAAAAUGAAGUAAAUCUUUAAAAAAAAUAAUUCUAAAAGGGCUGAUGUUUGUCCUUUCCUGAGAAAUCAUUUUAAUGGUAUGUCAUUAUUUAUUUAGGUUGAAGAGAUGAAGAAGGAAAAAAUUAACCGUAAAGACUAUUGGUUGCAGCCAGGCAUUGUUGUCAAGGUCAUUCAUAAAAAGCUAGGAGAAAAAUAUUACAAAAAGAAGGCAGUAGUUAAGGUAAGUUUAAUUUUUGCUCAAUUUGCUUCUCCAGUUGAUUAUAGUUAUUAGAAGAUGGUAACAGUUAAACUGAAAAUUUAACCAAAGCAAUUUAUACAGAAAUAAUUGUUUGAUGCUGACAAUAAAACAGAAUUUCUCCUUUCAUAUUCUGAGUGAAAGAUACAUUGAAGUGCCUCUCUUAACCCUUGAAAGAACAACAAGCUCACUUUUGUCUAAAAUGUUGGCUCAUUUACAAAUAUUUAUGUUUAUCAGUUAUGUUUUGGCAAAGCAUACUGGCAUUUUAUUCAUGGCCAAAUUUUAGAGGAAUUAUUUUUUUUAAUAUUCUGAGAUUUAAAAAUUCUGGAAUAAAUAUAAAUUAGUCACUGAAAAUGGUCCAUUAAUGUAAUACGAAUAGAUUGGUGGUAGCUUUGGCAUUUUCUUUUCCUACUAUCAUUAUUUAACCGUUCAUUCAACAUAUGGAUCCCUCAAUUGGUGCAUUAUAUUUCUUUGCUUCUACAUUAAAAAAAAAAAAAACUUUAUUAGGUGACCAUGUGAUUGUUAAAAUGGUUUUUGAAAAGCAUAUAUUUUAAAACUUACAAGUAUACCUAUUCAAGUUAGCUCAGUGUACAAGAACUUACAUUUACAGCACUCACAAAAUGAUAGCAAGUAAUUGUAAUAUUGAUAAACUUUUGGGAAUGUGUCUUUUUGUGUCAAUAGAAACAAUUAUUUACCCUUUUACCCUCUUCUGUUUUUUUCAUAACCAGGAGGUCAAGGAUCUUUUCACAGGCAUCAUAAAGAUGCUUGACAAUGGAGACAAAUUGAAAGUGGACCAGACACAUGUGGAAACUGUUAUCCCAGGCAUAGGUAUGAAAGUCUCAGAAAAUUGGAUUCUUUGCGUGUUGUUAAAGGUAAAAUGAAACUGCAGUUUUUUAAAGCAUGACCAGUGGUUUCCAGUGUGUGCACUGCGGCACCCUGGGGGCGCCGCAUCUUCUUCAAAGGGUGCUAUGAAAUAUAAAAAUAGUGUGUACUACAUAGAGAAAGGCAAUGUCAUUUCCAUUUUUGUAUUAAUAUGCUGGAACGUGUCAUCUAGUGGAUUUGGUUCUAACCAGUGACACAUUAAAAAGUAACUGUUUGCAGAAGCCUCUACAAAUGGUCUGUAGACAGUGCUUUCUGAUCUUAAAUACAUGUUUUGUUUAUUUUAACGUAAGACUUAAUUGAAUUUUUGUCCAGCUAUUUUGUAGUGCAAUUGUUAGAAUUUGACUCGGGAGGGGGGGGGGGCUUUCGGUAAACCUAGUUAGCUGGGGGUUUGAGUGAAAAAAAGUUUGGAUCCCACUUGCAUAAACUGCUCUUGAUAAAUUUAUGCUAAUUUUUUUGUUAAAGUGACAUCAAGUUCCAUUGAUGUUUUCUCUAGAGUAAAUGUAAUGAUCUAUUAGUUUCUCUCCCAUGACCUACUGUGUAUUGUGUACAAGAAAUAUAAUCACAUCAUUUUUUAUUCUGGUGCCACAGGCAAGUCUGUGAUGGUGGUCAAUGGGGCUUACAGAGGGGAGGAGGCAACUCUGGAUGCUAUUGAUGAGAAAAACUUUUGCUGCACUGUAACACUGAAACAUGUUAGUAUAACUUUAACACAUAGGCUGACAUUAUAACAUGACAACUAGGUUGACAUCAGAACAUGACAGCCAGGUCAACAUUAGAACAUGGCAACCAGGUUGACAUUUAGAACAUGACAACAGGUCAACAUUUAGAACAUUUGACUUUACAAUAUGACAAUUGGAACCUUCAUAUUAAAUGACUGCCAAGUCAUCAUUAAGACUAAGCCAUGACACAUGGUUGCCUGACUUUAUCAUUUUAUAUUCAGCUUCCGGCCCAUGUCUGUAAAUUCCCUUAGCUUGUGAUCUGAACUAUUUGUUAUAUACUUAAAACAUUUAUCCCUGUAAAUAUAAACGGGUAAGUUUUCCAAAUUUUCAGGAGACACUAAGAACCUAAUAACUAAAAAAAAAAAAAACACAAAAAAAACCACAUUUAAAAACAUUAGGCUAAAUUAGGUUAAUGUUGUCACUGAAAUAAAUGUACUUUCCGCUGAUGUAAUUUAACAAAUAUUUCUACAGGACAGGGAAAUUUGAAGGAAAAAAACAUUUACGAAAAUUGGUUUGAUAUAUUUAUAGAGUUACAGGAACAGUUCCAUUUUUUUCACAUAAAAAAUGUCAUUUUAAUAUCCAUGUUUUUAUGUUGACACUUCUAUAACUAUACCUUGCUUGUUGUUUCAGGGCCCACUGACUGGUAGAGUUCUGACUAAGAUACAGUAUGAGGACAUCAGUAAAUUACAUACAGAAUCUUGAGGACAUUCGUAUAUUACAUGCAGAAUCUUGAGGACUUCAGUAAAUUACAUGCAGAAUAUUGAGGACUUCAGUAUAUUACAUGCAGAAUAUUGAGGACAUCAGUAAAUGACAUGCAGAAUAUUGAGAAUAUCAGAAAAUUACAUGCAGAAUCUAGUUAUCAGUAAUUUACGUUGGAGAGUUAUGUUAAAUUUGUUUUGAAGCCCUGUACACAAUUUGAUGUAAUGUUAUCAAUUGCUACUAGUGCUACUCACAUUGGCCAGUGAUAAAAUAAGUAUUUGACAAUUUUCAACAGGAUAUCUGCUCCGAGGGAUACAUGAUUGACAUGGGAUUGUCAUUAAAUAAUUUCAACUUGUUCAAUCUGAUAUAAUUAUUUGCACAUGCAUUAUAGUCAAAGAUAAACAAAAAUAAUAACAUUUGAUUUAACAAUAAAAAUUGAGUUACUUUAAUAUCUAAUAAGUUGAAGGAAUUUUUCCAGCUUAAGCCUUAAGAAAAACAUGUAAUUUUGGAAGACUAAUCUGAAUUGAAAUUGACAAAAAAUAUUUAAAAUAUUUAAUUCAAAUUUUUCUUUGUAUUUCAUCAGUGUAAAAUAUGUACAUAUAAUAUUAUCAUUAAUGACCUUUUGAAAAUUUACACUGUAGAAUUUCAAAAUUUUAUGUGAAUAAAACCAUUGUUUCU
Molecule: messenger RNA, 8861 nt
Organism: Lymnaea stagnalis (great pond snail)
Lineage: Eukaryota; Metazoa; Mollusca; Gastropoda; Lymnaeidae
Source: the annotation of a GenBank genome assembly